Molecule: messenger RNA, 3111 nt
Organism: Vidua macroura (Pin-tailed whydah)
Lineage: Eukaryota; Metazoa; Chordata; Aves; Passeriformes; Viduidae
Gene: JHY
Product: junctional cadherin complex regulator
Exons: 10
Coding region: 578-2770 (730 amino acids)
Biological process (GO): axoneme assembly
Source: RefSeq, a predicted model, not a curated record
GGACAGGGACACGGGAACGGCGGUGUGAGGCACAGGGACACGGGAACAGGGACACGGGACACGGGAACGGCGGUACUGAAGUGACUCUGCCUGUGCAGCUCUGACCGUGCUGGUGCCAGGGUGUGCUGGCACUGAUGCACAUCUCAGCACAGAGCAUCUCAGCACAGAACAUCUCAGCUCAGAACAUCUCAGCACAGAACAUCUGAGCACAGAGCAUCUGAGCACAGAGCAUCUGAGCACAGAACAUCUCAGCUCAGAACAUCUCAGCACAGAGCAUCUGAGCACAGAACAUCUCAGCACAGAACAGCUCAGCACAGAACAUCUCAGCACAGAGCAUCUGAGCACAGAACAUCUCAGCACAGAACAGCUCAGCACAGAACAUCUCAGCACAGAGCAUCUCAGCACAGAGCAUCUCAGCACAGAACAUCCCAGCUCAGAACAUCUGAGCACAGAACAUCUCAGCACAGAGCACUCCUUUUCCUCCCUCCCACUUCAACUCGGGAAUAUCUGGCAGUGCAAACGGCUUCUGAACACUUCAGCCGAGUGGCUGGUGUGAGCCAUCGGUGCAAAACAGGGGAUGAAUCCUUCAAGCAUGAAAUACAUUUCAGUCUCUUCCCCACACACUUACACCACCAACAACAUCGACGUCCCUCCGAAAAUCCUCGUGCCUCCCGUUUUCCAACCUGCGAGCUGGGAAAGGGAAAGGAGCUCUGCCUCCAGUCUGGAGGAUUCCCAGGAUUCUGACUCUGAGAGCCUGGAAAAAGAGAGGCAGAACCAGCUGGCACUCCAGCAGAGGAUCCUGGAAAAUCAGGAGCUGGAAAGGCAGGAGGCUGGUGACAUCCUGGAGGAUGACAUCGUGGAACAGGACAGCUUGGAGGAGAUGAGUUCUGAGGAGACAGGAGCUGAGUAUGACACAAAAAAGAAAGGAAAACCAAAGAUUUAUGGCAGUGGAAGGAAAAAACUGCCUGUGGACAAAUAUUCCAGCCUGAGGUACAAUCCUCAUUGGAAGAGUGCAAAAAAGGGAGUGGAUUUUUUUGAGGCAGAGAAAGCAUCCCAAAUUGUUGGAGGAAGCAGUGGGGACUUUUCACUGGAUUCAUUUUAUCUCCAUUCUGAUGGCUCCUCAGAAAAUAAUCAGCAGGAGGCAAAGACCCAGGAUUCACUCCCAGGGUUUGGUCCAGAAUUAUUCAGCUUUUAUGGAGCAAAUGUGGCCAGCAACAACCCUGUUGGGCCACAAGCCAAAAGGAAGGAACCUGCAGAUGGAUUUCAUUCCAAAGAUAAUCCUGGCCAUGCCUUUCCUCCCCAGCAUCAACAGGAUCCACCCCAAAGAGCAAAAAAAAACUUUGUGAAAAAAAAUAAACGGACUUUGGGGUUACAGUCAGAGAAGAUUAAUUCCUAUCUUGAACUGCACAAUAAAAAGCAGCAAGUUCUUCAAGGGCAGGUCACGGAUCCUACACCAGUUGAUGAAGAACCACUCCAGAAUGUCCCAGCAUUCCAGACUGGGAAAAUGAAGCCUGAAGACAAAUGGUACCCAAAAGGACAGCAGCUCAAGGAGCGGCACCAGUUCCUGCAGAGAAAUCAAACAGAAUCCAAGCAGCCUCUCAGUGGAAGAGCUUUCCCAAAGAGUGAUGGCCAGGAAGCCCCAGGAGGAGCAGCAGAAGCAAAGCCUUGGAUGCAGCAAAUCCCAGGAUUUCAGGCUGCUCCCCCCGCAGUGGGGCAGGAGCACAGCUCUGCGCCAAAUCCAAAUUCUUCUCUUGGCCCAGCAGAAAAAUCCCAAAGUGGCUUUAAUAAUUUCCCAAAUUCAAUCCUUACCACACCUGCCCAUCAUUUUCUCCCAGUAUUCCAGAAUUUUUACCCAGCAGAGGUUUUAAAUCCUGAGUAUGUCAGUAAGGAGGACAAGAAAUACCAGCGUGACUCUCCAGCUGGAAUUCCACAUCAAUUCCCAGCCAAUGCCAUCCCUGGGCAGCAUUUUUCCAGGAAUAACAGCAGCAGUGGCCAGGCACAUCCAGAACUGGGGAAUAUUUCAUCUGAUUUUAAUGCAAUUUUUCAAGAAAAGGUGAAGGAUCAAGCACCGCUUCCAGAUUUCAAAAAUCAUAUUCAUGAGGAUAACAGUUCACCGACAGCUGCUUGUAGAAUCUCCCAUUUUAGAGAAACGAAGAAGCAGCAGCAGCCAAGAAUUUCUGAUUUUGAUGAUAUUGCUGGCACGUGGCUGUGGGGUUUGUUCCCACCUGCCCUGCCCCAGGGACAGAGGGGCUCCCAGGGAGAUUCAGGAAGCUCUGAAGGAAACCCAAGGAAAAUGAGACGAAGCAGCUCAGAAGGAUCUCUCCUGCAAAGGGAAAAGCAAAACCAGCCCAAAGCCAGCAAGAAGCUGGGUAGCUCCAAAUUCUGCUUCAAUCUGAGUAUGAAGCUUGGAGGCCUUGGACCUGACUAUGAAACAAUCAAAGAGAAAAAAGAAAAGCUAAAGCUGCAGAAGGAAUACUCCAGGCAAAUUAAGGAAUAUAACAUGAAGAAUAUUACUGUGGUUCAGAGGUUUCUGCCUGCAAAACCCCAGGUGUCUUCAGGGUGCAGACAGAAGGCUCUGGAAUAUGCCAAGAAGAUUCCAAGACCAAAGACUUUCAUUGCGAGGCAAUCAGAGCAAGAGGUGAAGGAGGCUCUGCCCCAGGCUCCAGCUGGAACCAGCUUACCCAAAAUCCCAUCCCUGGAAUCUUUGUGGAGCAGGCACGAGAAGGAGAAGGAAGUUGUGGCUGCUUUCGAAGCCCUUCACAUCUUAUAGGCAUUUGGGAAAUCUCAGGGAUCCAGGCUAAAGUGCCUGAAUUGGUUUGUUUUCAGCUGUGACCAUCGCAUCUUCAUUUCCCAGUCCACUGAAAUUUAAACUGGUUUAAUUAUUUUAAAAUAUUAGAAUUGCAUCUCUUUUGUUUAACAAAUAGACCAUUUGCAUUUAUAGUGUUUUAAAUAUAGUCCUCUAUUCUUUUUUUUUUUUUUUAAAUAAAUGAUCUGCCAGUUGCAUCUUCCAGACCAAUCAGCUCUUGGCUUGUCGCAGCUGGAUCAUUUUUAGACAUAUAAACAGGCAGACAUAUCUACAAAACAUUAAAAAUAAACUUCUGUUUCAUCUGA